AUGAUCCCUGUAUCGCUUGGACCACUGGAUUUUUCCCCGGAGCCUGAUCUUCAUCCUUUGUAUCCGAGUUCAAUACCCUCCCAAAAGUCUGAACUGGUAUCCCAUUCACUGUCACGAGCAUGCGUAUUCGGGGAUCUAUCUCUUCUCCAAUAUCUUCUGUCUGACCAUCAAUCACAACUUUAUAUCGACCUCAGCGCACGCGACGAAGACGGGCUUAGUUUGAUCAGUCUUGCAAUCCUAGGUUUCGGGUCUGAAUCGGAAAGAGAUGUCGAACGUGAAGAGUGUGUUCGGCUGCUGAUUGCACAAGGAGCUGAUGCUACCUGUGCUGAUAAAGCCGGCUGGACUGCCCUGCAUCACGCUGCAAUUCUUUGCCCCCCAACUCUGGUCUCCCAUUUGAUGACACAUGGAUGCUCCCCUUUCGCAGAGACACGUCGACGGCUGACACCGCUCGAUAUAGUGACUGCUCACACUGUUCUGCCAGGGCGUGAUGACAUUGCGCUGUUGCUCGAAGAAGCAAUGCGGAGCCAAGGGUGGAUGGGAGGCAGGAUGGAGGAGAAGCGUAGAGCGUUGGACGAGCAGCUCAAACGUAAAGGAAGACAGAAAAGUGUACGCGAGAAUGUCUCAAAAGUGCUUGGCCUACAGAAUCAAUGGUGGAAUUCCCAUGAGGAAGAUGAAGGCUUCUCUUCGGAUGACGAGGAUGACGAGGAUGAUCAAUUUGACGAAGAACUGUAUUUAUCACGACCCUCCCAUACUUCUGUUCGGAAUUCUCAACCUGCCAUUACUUUAUACCUUAUGGCGCGUUUUGCAUGCUUAACAUGCGAUCAAACAUGGCUUGAAGAUCUUGUAUUAGGAGCGACAGAUGCAAUCGAAGAGAAGUUCUUUAGCCGUUCAGAAGAUAUCACUUGUCUUGUAUUUUGUUUAUACAACGCCACCAUAUGGUUGCACCUCAUGCAAUGCGACAACGCCAUAAACGAGGGUUGUGAAAUGCUGGGCUCAUUCGAGCUCCUCGAGCAAGUGAUCAACUCUGUGUUUGAUCAAUUACUGGACGCAGCGAUACUGGACAGUUCGCCCGUGGCGUCGGAAUUUGAAUCCGUGCAGUUCGAAUCGGAGUGGUCAUUCUUGAGGCCGUUUAGCGCCAAGAAGAAGAGUACAACAAAUACUCCAAAUCAUGGGACACCCAAGAGUAGCACACCAUCUUCACCUCCUUUUCUACCGAGUCGUCCACCAUCUCCGUCUCCCUUGUUACUCGGUCCCGCGCCUGUCCCAGCUAAAGGAUUGUCAUCGUUGAGACAAACCCUUUCACGCGCAAAAACACCUUCAACAGCGUUCAACACGCAUUCUGACGUCCCAAAAACUACAGGAUUGCGGGACCUGACUUCAUUCUUGACGGCGCUACAUACACUUUUAACCCUAUCGGACGUCAAUCCUGUGCUAAUGAUUCAAUUUUGGUCUCAAGUGAUGUACUGGACUUCGUGUGAAAUAUUCAAUCGAAUUCUGACCAGGAAAAAGUACCUCUGCCGGUCUAAAGCGGUACAGAUCGGCAUGAAUCUAGUUGUGUUGGAAGAGUGGAUAGAGGAUAUGGGUCUACCUCGUGGAAUUGCAUCCCAUCUUACACCUGUACGGGACUUACUGAAUUGGCUUCAGUGCCUGUCGUCAAUUACGGAUUUUUCCAAUCUGGUGGCUACCAUACAGACAAUGAAGAGCAUUAACCCAUUGCAAAUGCGACGUGCUGUGCGAGAUUACAAAUAUGAAGUUCAUGAGGGGAGGAUGACAGACGAGUGCAUUCAGUAUCUGACGCAGCUUCAAAAGGACUGGGAACGCCAUCGUGUUAAGAUGGGUGUUGAGGCCCUGCGCAAGGAGAUGGGCGAGCGUGAGCGGGAACGUGAGCUUGAAGAUGGCAUGGCGAGCGAAGCUAAUGCAAGCUUUAACGCAUCUUCAGAAACAUUUGUCGCCCAGCAUAGCAUCGACAACUUGUUCGAUCGUUCGCACUCACAAUCUGAAUGGGAACCAGCCAAAGCACCCCAAGUUCUAGGGGAGCUUCUAGAUUCUCGUCAUAUGCUGCCUCUUUUCCUUCCGUCAGAUCCUCGUGUGCUUUCUGCGACUCCCGAAAAACGAGUAUUCAGCGGAUACUGUGAACGAGCAGGUGCGCGAACCGCGGCCCACGCUCGGAACGCCAGUCAAGCAAGCACUCUCGAUGGAGGGGCAAUGAAGUGGAGAUGUCGCAGUCGAAGGGUGCGAAAUGUCGAUUUCGAAACACUGCAGUGGGUCGACAGGUUCAGGACUAAACCGCAGACAUUCCAACUGCACAUGCAUGGAGAAGAGUACGAAGAGACCUACCCGUCCACGCCAUUAUCCGAUGCCAUAGAUGACUUGCGCAUCAACACUGAUGUUCCCCACACCGUAUUGCACGGCACCCCACUUACCAAGAGACCAUCAGCCCGUAGCAGAGGGCGUCUCAGUCUUAUUGGGGACCCUGUCAUACCAAUUACUUUAUGA
Suillus subalutaceus is the source of this 2496-nucleotide messenger RNA. RefSeq names its product DIL domain-containing protein. Gene Ontology annotation, molecular function: GTPase binding. The record is from RefSeq and is a predicted model, not a curated record. Bases 1 to 2496 code for a protein of 831 amino acids. Lineage: Eukaryota; Fungi; Basidiomycota; Agaricomycetes; Boletales; Suillaceae. The transcript is spliced from 11 exons.